Molecule: messenger RNA, 3518 nt
Organism: Hemiscyllium ocellatum (epaulette shark)
Lineage: Eukaryota; Metazoa; Chordata; Chondrichthyes; Orectolobiformes; Hemiscylliidae
Product: tryptophan 5-hydroxylase 2-like
Exons: 12
Coding region: 1-1449 (482 amino acids)
Biological process (GO): aromatic amino acid metabolic process; serotonin biosynthetic process
Cellular component (GO): neuron projection
Molecular function (GO): tryptophan 5-monooxygenase activity; iron ion binding
Source: RefSeq, a predicted model, not a curated record
AUGAUGAUGAUUGGAAAUAAAUACCGGGCAAAACGAGGAAUGUCGCUGGACUCAGGUUUGCCGAGGCAGCAACCAUGGGGUAGCCUGACCGUAAAUAAAGGGUGGUUCAAUAAACAUGAUGAGAAGGAAGUUAGCAAAGGAAAUGGCAAGAAUGAGACUACCAGGACAACAAUUCUGUUUGCCAUGAAAAAUGAAGUUGGUGGACUUGUGAAAGCCCUUCAAAUCUUUCAGGACAAACACAUCAACCUAGUUCAUAUAGAGUCCAGGAAAUCAAAGAGGAGAGCUUCGGAGGUUGAGAUAUUUGUGGACUGCAGCAGCACAAAAGAAGAUUUUAAUGAACUGAUUCAGUUAUUAAGAGUCACCACAAACGUUAUUUCUCUGAAUCCACUGGCCAACACCUGGACAGAGGAAGAAGAAUUGGAUGACAUCCCUUGGUUUCCAAGAAAGAUUUCUGAACUAGAUAAAACUUCCCAAAGAGUCCUGAUGUAUGGAUCAGAUCUUGAUGCAGAUCACCCAGGCUUUAAAGAUGAUGUGUACAGAAGUCGAAGAAAAUACUUUGUGGAUGUUGCUAUGAAUUACAAAAUUGGCCAACCCAUUCCCAGAGUGGAGUACACAGAGGAAGAAAUUAAGACUUGGGGAACAGUGUUCCGAGAGCUCACAAAACUUUAUCCAACUCACGCAUGCCGAGAAUAUCUUAAAAACUUUCCUCUUCUGACAAAGCACUGCGGCUACAGAGAGGACAAUAUCCCCCAACUGGAAGACGUCUCAGUAUUUUUGAAAGAACGAUCAGGCUUUGUGGUCCGACCUGUAGCUGGUUAUUUGUCCCCAAGGGAUUUUUUAGCUGGCUUGGCUUUUCGAGUUUUCCAUUGCACUCAGUACGUGCGUCACAGUUCGGAUCCCUUUUACACACCAGAACCUGAUACAUGUCAUGAGCUGCUUGGACAUGUGCCUCUUCUGGCAGAACCAAGUUUUGCAGAGUUUUCUCAGGAGCUUGGUCUCGUUUCUCUCGCUGCGACAGAUGAAGAUGUUCACAAGUUAGCCACUUGCUACUUCUUCACAGUGGAGUUUGGGCUUUGUAAGCAAGAUGGACAACUGCGCGCUUACGGUGCGGGACUUCUGUCUUCGAUCGGAGAACUAAAGCAUGCACUGUCAGACAAAGCAAUUGUGAAACCCUUUGAUCCAAAGACAACCUGCACACAGGAAUGCCUCAUCACCACCUUCCAGGAAGCUUAUUUUUUGUCAGAAAGUUUUGAGGAGGCCAAAAACAAAAUGAGGGAAUUUUCCAAAUCAGUCAAACGCCCGUAUUCUAUACUCUACAACCCUUACACCCAAAGUGUUGAAAUCCUCAAGGAUAUCAAAAGCAUUGAAAAAGUUGUUCAAGACAUCCAGAAUAAACUUGGCACAGUGUGUGAUGCUUUAUCCAAAAUGGGCAAACAGUCCGGAAUUUGAUUAUCUGCACAUAGAUCUAAUGCUGAUAUUGAUGUACAAGCUGCCUGGAGAAAUGCCACUAUGGCGUAAUCUGCUCUCUAAUUAAUAACUUACUUGGAUGUUUCAGUAAAGCUUAUGCUGCUCUUGGGUGUGCUCCACAGCCUUCAGACACAAAGAAUAUGGUGGAAAACCCAGGCAAUUCUGCAUGAACUUGACAGUGAAAUGCACAAAAUAAGAGACCAAUAUCACUGUUCCUAGAAUGACUUCAAUAUCAAUGGCUGUCUCAAGUUGGACCUGAUUUCAUUUGAAAGGGAAAGUUACAAAUCCAUUGACCUAAUGAUUUCCCUUUGAAAACUAGCAGAAUUAACAACUGACCAAUGGUAAUUUUUAGAAUGAUGUCAGGAAUAACUGAUGAUCUCAAACUUGUGAGAUAAGUAGACUUUUGUAUUUGUUUUUAAAUCACUGUAAUAUAAAGGAUGUCCCUCUCUGAACUUAUUCUGGUAAUUGAACUCCUACAAUUGUAAAAUAACACACCAUAGGGUGAGUUUAUGAUCAAAUCUUUCUUAGGUUGUUGCUAUUUCUUAAAUAUGAAUUAUUUUCAAAUAAACAUUGUCCUAUUUCAUUGAAUCCACACGGUGGGCUGAACAGCCUGCUUCCACACUAAGUCCACGCUGACUUUCCAAAAAGCAUCAACUUUAUCCCUGUAACUCUGCAUUUCCCAUAGCACAUCCACCUAGCCACCACAUCCCUGGCUACAACAGGCAAUUUAGCAUGACCAAUCAACCUAACCUGCACAUCUUUGGGCUGCGGGAAGAUACCAGAGCACGAGGAGGAAACCCACGCAGACAUGGGGAGAAUGUGCAAACUCCACAUGGGCUGGAACCAAGUCUGGAUCCCUGACACUGUGAGGCAGCAGUACUAAACAUUGAGCCACCAUAUCACCCCAAAUUAUGUCUUAACUGCUCCUCAGUACAUACACAGAUUGAGGGUGGCACUCUAGAAUUGUAUUUCCUAAUGUCACGGAUGUGAAACUUUCCUCCAUGAUGGCAAUAAUUUUGAUGUACAAAGGAAACUACUACAGCUUCUGGAGAUCAGAAAUGGAAAAUGCUGGAUACACUUAGUUGAUUUAGCACCAUUUGGAGAGAGAAGCUUUCUACUUUUUCUAACCACAUGCUGUGUAUUUCCAGUAUUUUUUCAUUUAUUUUGGAUUUCUAGGAUCCGCAUUGUUUUUCCUUUGCACUUUGAUAUUUUCCUGUGAUAACUAACUUCCCCUUGUUCUACCUGGUUAGUUUACAUUACUCCAAACAUUGGUUCAAAGAGGCAACCAAAUCUGAAUGAUGGUUGAGAAUGAACACUCAAAAUCAAGCCCACAGAACAACUAUUUAGUGCAACAUAAGCUAUGAUGCAAUUGACUUAUCAAACAAUAGGAUGCAAUUGAACCGAGCACUCUUCGUCAUUGGCUGAUCAAUUCGUAGUCAUCACAGUUCCAUAGGCCUGAGGGCUGCUUUCUCAUCAAAGAAAGAAAAGACAAUGAUAGUAAGUUUAACCUGAUGGUUGCCUAACGUCAGGUGAGGGGUGGGAUUGAAAAGACUGAACCUUUGUGAUGACCUCUGAUGGUGUGGGAAUUGAACCUCAGCUGUUGAUAUCACUGAGCAUUUCAAAACAGCUAUCCAAGCUAACCAACAAAAUCUGACCAAUCUUGAAACAAUGGCACGAAUCCAUGGGCCAUAAAUAAUGAGUCCUACACUACAAAACCAAAAGGCUCUCAUAAGACCUGGCCUCAAAAUGUACAAAACAUAUGAUUGAUUGAUUGAUUGAUUCAAAAGUGCAGAAUUGUAAUGACAUGGGUUCUCUAUUCCAUAUGCUUUUUUCUGGUCACUUAUCUGUGUUUCAGCAACUUUCAUUCUGAACACUGUCUGCUUUAAACUGCUUAAUUGUGACAGGAGCUCAAGUAAUCACACCACUGACAGAUUGUUCCUUUGUCUUUUACCAAUUUAAAAAAAAAACAGCUAUUUCUCAAUGUGUUAACAUCAGAAUUAUAACCGCUGUUCAGAAAAAAAAUUAAAAAAAGGAUAAUAUUAUCCAACCUA